UGAAGUAAUAACAAUAAGUAUAUAAAGUAAGCUUGAUGAUAAGAAAAUUUUGAGUAUAUAGUGACUAAUUUGAUUGACAACUUUUUAAUUAUGAAUGACUUAUUUUCAUUGAAGAAUUUGUCUUAAUUUAUGCAACGAAUGUAAAACCGAGCAUUAAUUCCACUACCACAACAAAGUCAAUUUCUUUGUGCUUUAUGCUUCUUCCUUCUGAAUACAUUGAACGCUGUUAAAUGUGUGUUAUUUCAUACUUUUUAUUCUCCUUCGUGAAAAAAAGCAAAAACUGCGAAUGCUUUAGUGUCAGAAGUAAGCCGUAAGAGACUGCACACUGAUACUAUUAAUUUUUUUAUCUAAACUCGAUAGUUUUUUUUUGUUGUUUUUCUUCGAUCUAUUGAUGCGGUUUCGAGAGCUUUUUUUUUGUGUUUGUAGACACGGCACAGAAUCAAAAUAUUUUUACUCUUUCGAGAGUUUAUUUUAGUUUAUCAACAACUGUGGACCUCAAACGUAGUAAAAGUUAUUUUAAAGAUAAUAAGAUUUUCAUGAGGAUAGUCACGCGUCUCGCGAAUAUAGUUAAUAUUAAGCAAUAGCUAGUGAUUAGUGAAAUUAAAAGUGAAUAAAAAUAAAUCUUAAGACUAAAAAAAAAAGAUAAAAUAAUUUGCCAACUCAGUCAAAAAUAUAUAUAAAUAAAGAAAACGCUAUAUACAUUUACACAAGUCUUAGUUCUUAAAAAGAAAAUGUUAUGACAUCAAUAAAGAGAAUCAGAUUAUCGCAGUAUUCAGCGGACGUAAUGGAUACAACAGAUGAUGACAUAUUAAUGAGUCCAUCAUCGCCGCAUAAUGGUUUAACGAAAUCAGAUGAUCUCGGUGAUAUGACAUUUUGUAUGUCUAAUUACGCUAAGGAAGCCCUCAAAAUGAUGUAUAUGAUGCGACAGCAUCACAUGCUCACCGACUGUGUUCUGGAAGUUGACAAUGAACUAUUUCAUGUUCACAAAGUGGUAUUAUCAUCAGCUAGUCCAUAUUUUAAGGCAAUGUUUACUGGUGGUUUAAAGGAGAGUGAAAUGUCACGUGUACGUCUUCAAGGUGUUUGUCCAAGUUCAAUGGCCAAAAUAAUUACAUUUAUGUAUACGGGAAGAAUUCAUAUAUCAGAAGUGACAGUUUGUCAAUUACUUCCCGCAGCAACAAUGUUUCAAGUACCAAACGUUAUUGAAGCAUGUUGUGCCUUUCUCGAGAGACAAUUAGAUCCAACAAAUGCAAUAGGAAUUGCUAACUUUGCCGAACAACAUGGUUGUACAAUAUUAAAACAAAAGGCAAAUCAAUUUAUUGAGAGGCACUUUACGCAAAUCUGUCAGGAAGAGGAAUUUCUUCAGCUGUCUGCAAUGCAACUUGUAAAUCUUAUAAGAAAGGAUGAGUUGAAUGUUCAAGAGGAGAGAGAAGUCUAUAAUGCUGUGCUUAAGUGGGUCAAAUAUGACGAAGAUAAUCGUUAUCCAAAGAUGGAACAUAUUUUGUAUGCUGUACGAUGCCAAUUCCUUACACCAAAAUUUCUUAAAGAGCAAAUGAAAAACUGUGAUGUAUUAAAACGAGUGCCGGCGUGCCGAGAGUAUUUAGCGAAAAUAUUUAAGGAUUUAACACUUCAUAAACGUCCGAUUGUAAAAGAGAGAAAACCAAAUACAACGCGUAUGAUUUUCGUUGCUGGUGGAUAUUUUCAACAUUCAUUAGAUAUCCUGGAAGGCUACAAUGUCGACGAUCGUACGUGGACAACACUUCCGAAAUUGACUGUGCCACGAUCAGGCCUUGGUGCUGCGUUCCUUAAAGGUACAUUUUAUGCUGUUGGUGGACGAAAUAAUGCACCUGGAGCUUCCUAUGAUUCAGACUGGGUUGAUCGCUAUGAUCCGUUAUCAGAACAAUGGCGACCGUGUGCUCCUAUGAGUGUACCAAGAAAUCGAGUGGGUGUAGCUACAAUGGACGAUCUUUUGUAUGCUGUUGGCGGAUCUUCUGGAAAUGAAUAUCACAAUUCAGUUGAAUACUAUGAUCCUGAGCAAGAUAGAUGGUUUGUAAUAGCACCAAUGCGUUCGAAGAGACUGGCAGUCGGAGUUGCAGUAGUGAAUCGAUUGCUUUACGCAAUUGGUGGAUUUGAUGGUGAAAAUAGACUGUCGUCGAUGGAAUGCUACCAUCCUGAGAAUAAUGAGUGGACUGAUAUGCCUGCAAUGAGAUAUCCAAGAUCAGGUGCUGGUGUUGCUGUUUUAAAUCAAUACAUCUAUGUAGUAGGAGGAUUUGAUGGAACGAGACAAUUAUCAUCAGUUGAACGAUUUGACACCGAUAAUAAAGUGUGGGAAACCGUAACGCCAAUGAAAACAUCACGAAGUGCCUUAUCGGUGAAUGUAAUUGACGGAAAAUUAUAUGCAAUGGGUGGCUACGACGGAACACAUUUUCUAUCAAAUGUAGAAGUUUACAAUCCAUCCGAUGAUGUGUGGGAAGAUGGCGUUCCAUUAACUUCUGGUCGCUCAGGUUUAGCAUCAGCUGUCAUCUAUCAACCAUCGUGUCCACAAAAUUACUCACAAGAGUGUACAGUAGCACAAAAUCCAACAAAACGUGAUUAUGAUGAUAAUCGUAGAUUACCGCCAAAUAAUGAUGGCAAUAAUUCAUCUAUGAACUGUAAUUACUCAUCAAAUGUAUAUCAAAAUUUAAGAGGCUCAGGUAGUGGUAGUGGUAAUCAUGAUUCAAAUGAAACUGAAGAAACAAACUGUGAUGAAAAUGAGGAAAGUCCUAAAAAAAAUAAAAGUACGUGUAUAUUUACUCAAAUGAGGGAGCGAUGUAGGACGCGAAGUCGUCAUUUACAUCCUCUACAACAACAGCAAAUGCAGCAACAGAAAUUAAACGACAUUAAUAGUAAUCUAGAGAAAGUAAUAAGGAAUCAUACAAAAUGUAAGAAUCCAAAUGCGUCAUGUUCAAUGCAGAGGUUGAGGCGAAGAUUUCAAUAUUUUCUGUAUAAUCACAUAAGGCACAGUGAUUGUCAGAAUAAAGGAAAUGAAAACAACAACACAUGAUAGUGGAUAAAAAAAAAUAAGAAUCAAUUAAAUUAUUUCACAUUCCAAAACAACAGUUCAUUCAAUUCAUUAUUUAAAAAGUAUGAGAAGAAGUCAUUGUGUGAUUAAAGUGCAUUUUAUAUUUAUCAAUCUGUUAAAGUGUUAAGUCAUGUCCAAGAGACUGUUUUUAUUAUUGUCAUAUUAGAUCAAAGAAGUCGCUGUUACAAAUAAAUUAAGUUGUUCAAAAAUUGAUCCUUAAUCAAAGUUUAAGUGACUCAAAAAGCAUGACUAAGUCGUGUAUAGUCAGACAAAAUAACAUUGCAGGUAACUUGAUAAAAAUGCGUAGCAAAAAUAACUAAGAGAACAUUACUCGUCAUAAAGGUGUUAAAAAUGCUGCUCUGAAUAUAAUAUGAGAAAAAUAAAAUAUGUGAUGAAUUAAGUUUCUAUAAGAAAGAGUAUAAUUAAGUGUAAAAAAGUAAAAGCAUUCGGCAGCAACAUUUCAGACACUCUUAAUCAACAAGUUAUGACCAAGAAACACUUUAAUUCGGGUAGAAAUAAGUGACAUUUAAUUACAAAAUGAUUGUGAGCAGGAUGAAGAAAAUUAUGUGUCUGUUUUUUAAGUUGCAAUAAAUAAAAUUCCAUUAAGUUAGUCCUACUGUGGUAGUGGACAUUAAAGAUAAUAAAAUGGACAGAUAAAUUUUUUCAUUCCUUAUUUUUAAAGAUGAUGGUUUAAAAAAUUAUUUUCAAUGAAAAUAAAAAUAAGAAGAAAAG
Messenger RNA from Chironomus riparius, 3790 nucleotides. The record is from the annotation of a GenBank genome assembly. Lineage: Eukaryota; Metazoa; Arthropoda; Insecta; Diptera; Chironomidae.